This is a messenger RNA of Centropristis striata (black sea bass), 3505 nucleotides long. It is a transcript of the gene dzip1, whose product is annotated as DAZ interacting zinc finger protein 1. The transcript has 19 exons. Gene Ontology annotation, biological process: cilium assembly. The coding region runs from base 491 to 3268 and encodes 925 amino acids. Gene Ontology annotation, cellular component: cytoplasm; ciliary basal body. Lineage: Eukaryota; Metazoa; Chordata; Actinopteri; Perciformes; Serranidae. The record is from RefSeq and is a predicted model, not a curated record.
CCUGCACAACUAAACCUUUAUUAACCAUUUAAUACCUGUUAGUGGAGGAAAAGACACGUUUAAACUGCGGUUUUUAACGUUUUUACCGACACGUUGUUGUUAAAAAGCCCCGUUAGUUAGCCGUUAGGAGGCACGAGCUGCUGUUAUUUAAACGUUGAGCAGGGAGGACACGUCCAGACCCGCGCGCUGCUGCCGGAGACAUGAAAGGUUGUUUUAGAGGCAGAUUAUCUCCAUAGCAACAGUAAAAUCUGCUCAUUUCUGCAGGGACGCUGUCUCCGUCUCCAUGGCAGCAGCGGGAUCCGCCACGCCGCCUAGCUCGCGCUGAGUCCCGCUGCAGAGAACCAGGAACCACCGCGGAGGAACCAGGAACCAGUCCGGAACCAGUCCGGAACCAGUCUGAAACACACCAACCAGGCCGGGGAUCCUCCUGAAAACAGUCCGGGAUGGAGGGACCAGGACCCGGAUCCGUGUGAACCGUCCGGGGUCCGGGAUGCCUUUCCACGCCGGAGCGUACUACCCGUUAUCUGGCGAGCCCCCGUCGUCUGCAGGGACCCCCUCCCUCCUGCUGGGCUCCCCGUGUGCCGCCAUGACUCCGUCCAGCAGCGCCUCCUCCUCCGCCGCCGCCGCCGUCCUCCUCCCCUUCAAGUUCCGUGCGCGGCGUGAGAGCGUGGACUGGCGGCGCCUCAGCGCGGUGGACGUGGAGCUGGUGGUGAGCCAGCUGGACGUGGACGCGCUGCAGGAGCACAUCAGCGGCGUGACGUUCUGCAGCCUGGACGGCGAGCGCUGCCCGCGCUGCCAGGCGCCCGUGGACCCGGCGCUGGUCAAGCUGCUCCGCCUGGCCCAGCUCAGCGUGGAGUGGCUCCUGCACUGCCAGGAGGUGCUCAGCCUCAACGUCAGGGCCGCCGAGGAGAGGCUGGCCGCCGCCGCCGCCCAGCGCCAGCACCUCCUGGAGGAGCACGGGAAGCAGGAGGAGAAGGUGAAGACGCUGACGGCCGAGCUGAAGACCAGGAGGAAGGUGAUCCGGAGCCAGCAGAGCCUGUUGGCCCCCAGGAUCCACAGCCACAAGUGUCCUCAUUGUGAUAAAUCCUUCCUCAACAACUCGUUUCUGCAGAACCACAUGCAGCGCCGCCACCCCGACGAGUACGACCUGGAGGUUCGUUCAGACAGUGAGAAGAAGUCUCAGAUGGACGUCCUCAGAAUGGAGAUCAGCCGUCUGAAGGAGCAGAUCGUCCAGCAGCAGCAGGACCUGCAGCUCAAAGCUGCUCAGGAGAAGGAGCAGCAGUCGAUGUACAGAGAUCUGCUGAGAGAACUGGAGCGCUUCAAGAGCGAGGAGACGGCUCGCAUGGACAGAAAGAUCGAGGACAGCAGAGACGGCAUGAGGAGGGAGAUGGAGUUCCUCUACAGCAGGAACAUCCAGGCCCUCAACGAAGCCAACCAGAACCAGACGGCCAAGCAGGAGAAACCCUCCGUCCAGCCUGAACCCGAGAGAGACGUAGACAACUACAGAGAGAUGCAGACUGCAGCGCUGCACAAGCUGGAGACGCAGCUCAAGAGACAGGAUAAAAAGUGGGAGUCCAGGCUGCAGGACCUAAAGGCCCAACACGAGUCUGAGAAGAACCAGCUGCUGGACGAGCUGAGCAGGAUGCAGGCGUCGGUGUCGGAGCAGCAGCAGAACGGACAGAAGCUGCAGACGGAGCUGAGCAGGAGGCUGCAGGAGAAGGAGAAAACCAUCAGGGAGCAGAGGGAGCAGAUCAGGAAUAUUUCUUCAAAUCCUCCCACUAAGAUCGUGGAAGUACCAGUGAUUGUGAGUCCUGCAGCUCCGGAGCCCAAAGCAAAGAGAGUAAUAAUCGAGGAGCCAGUCUCUGCUCUUAGGCUGGAUCCUAUCCAGGAGCUGUCAGAGGAGGACAAAGACUCCAGCAGCUCUGAGAGGAGGCCGGUCCCGGAGAAGAAACCCGAGCCGGUCCCGGAGAAGAAACAGAGGACGACCCCCAGCGCUCUGAGGAGGAACCCCAACAUCAAGAAGGAGAUGAGACCAGAUCUGGAGCAGGCGGUCCUCGACAAGCUGGAGAACCUCGGAGUCAAAGCUGACCAGGUGGGUCUGAAGGACCGAGAGCUGUCCUCCCUGCUGGCGAAGGUCCAGGCCAGGAGAGAGAACACGGCCAGGACGAUGGCCGACUACUGGACCCACCGCCAGGAGAUCAUCAGCUCCGUGGAGCAGAAGGUCAGCGGGACCAGGAGGGGCAGCGAGCCGGCUCCUGAGUCCCAGACCAGGUCCAGAUCAGUCCAGGUGCUGCAGAUCCGGCCCCGCUCCAGCAGCCUGCCCUCCAGAGCCCCCCAGGCUCAGUCUGGACCUGCAGCCAAACAGUCCAAGACCCCCCAGCCAGCACCCAGAACCAAGACCAGCACCAGCAGCCAACCCAGGACCUCCACCCCCAACACCAAGACCUCCACCCCCAACACCAAGACCUCCACCCCCAACACCAACACCAGCACCAGGACCGGUCUGAGGAGCUUCACAGCCAAGACUCCUCCUUUCAGCUCAGACGAAGAAUCUGAGGAAGACUCCGACUCUGAGGAGGAAGAGGAGCCUCAGAAGCUCCAGAGAGGGAAAUCCCCCCAGAACAGAGUGAACCAGGUCCACAUCAGACCCAGUAAGACCAGUCCGGUCCUGGUGAGGCAGACUCCGGUCCGGAGCUCCAACCAGCAGCAGGUCAGAACCUCCAGGAUGGAGAGUGACGAAGAGGAGGAGGAGGAGGAGGAGGAGGAGGAGGAGUGGUCGGAGGUCAGCGAGCUGCAGGAGAUCAACCCCAAGAACCUGAAGAGCUUCAGAGACCAGAACGGGAACCUGGAGAAGAGGAACUACGGCAAAGAGAAUAAAAUCAACGACCUGGCCAGAAAGAUGGAGAAGCAGUUAGCAGAGCGAUCGAUAAAGAAACCAGCAGGAGGCGUCAGCGUGCUGCCGCAGAGGAGGAGCGACCCCGUCCAGGAGCUCACGUACACGGACCUGGAGGAGAGCAGUGAUUGGCUGGUUUCCUCCUUAGAGGAUAAACAGGAGGUGAAGUCUAAACCGGCUCAGAGCUCCGCCCCCCUGAGGAAAAGUCUGGAGUCUCCCAGUACCAGCGUCUGGGGGACGUCUACUGGGAAAGGACCCAGAUCAGGUCUGACUGAAGCUGGAUCAGGAACAGGAAGUACUCUGAAGAGCAGCUUGUGUUCUCUCAGCGACAUCAGCGACUCGGACGACGGCAGCAACAAAUAUAAUAAACGCUGAAAAUAAAAGGUGAUCACGAGACAAAACGAUACAAAACGAUACAAAACAACACGAAACACCUCGACCAUCUCACACGACUCCUCACAUCCUCGCCAAGGAGACAUUAAUACUGCUGGUAUGUGGAGAUUUGUGAGUUUUUUUCUUGCAAUUUUGUGAGUUUCUUCUUCCAAAUUGAUUUGUUUAUUUCUUGCAAAUUUCUAUGUUUUUUCCUGGCAAAUUUCUGAGUUUCUUCUUGCA